AUGCCGAACCUUAUGAGAGAGAUCGAUCCCGGGGAGUUGGGCGAGUAUCCCGAGGGACACCCCAAACAUGACCCCGGCUACGAUUGCAAGAAGUUUCGCGUCAUUACAGUCGAGAUGCAGAAGGCAGAGUUGAUCGCCGAGAAGAAGCUCUACAACGAGUUUGUGGAGGAGCCCGUCCAGGAACCCCAGAAACGUGUGUGGGCGUUGAUUCCGAAGAACAACCUCUGCAUUCCAUUCAAGUGGUUUGACUACGAGAGCGAUGCCGCGGUGUUCGUCCUCGCCGUCGCUAGGGUCAACAACAUGGCGAUUGGCUGCGCUGGCAAGUCAGCGACAGGCAGAGCUCUGUGCUCUUUCCUGGAUUCCGUUUUGGAGCACUGUCAUCUGCGGAUGAAGAAAGAGGAGGACCCGCCGAACAUGACCCUCCAGGAGCGCCGCAUCCAGACUUCACCCUGCGUCUUCAGCCGUGACUUGGGCGUCAAAAUCGAGAAGCUGCGCGACUGGUUCGAGGAGAACGACCCAGCUGACUUGAGGGCAUUCGAGCUUCUGCAGCCGAAGCGUCAGGCGCCGCACCCCCCAAAGGGAAAUGGCAAAGAGAUGCGCGAGGGUACCCGCAACAGCCGCAAGCGCAAAGCCGACCCAUCUCUUCCUCAUGAGAGCAUCCGACCAAAGCGACACCGCCAGACGGGCCGGGCCCUUCCACCCCAGCGCCCGGAUGACGAGAUCAAGCCCCCGAGACGAAUUGCCCAAGGAAAGCGAGGCAAGAGGGAUUGGGCUAAGCUUGCCUAG
This is a messenger RNA of Diaporthe citri, 786 nucleotides long. RefSeq lists its product as uncharacterized. The record is from RefSeq and is a predicted model, not a curated record. Lineage: Eukaryota; Fungi; Ascomycota; Sordariomycetes; Diaporthales; Diaporthaceae. The coding region runs from base 1 to 786 and encodes 261 amino acids. The transcript has 4 exons.